Molecule: messenger RNA, 2646 nt
Organism: Anarrhichthys ocellatus (wolf-eel)
Lineage: Eukaryota; Metazoa; Chordata; Actinopteri; Perciformes; Anarhichadidae
Product: adenomatous polyposis coli protein-like
Exons: 6
Coding region: 1212-2144 (310 amino acids)
Biological process (GO): negative regulation of microtubule depolymerization; cell fate specification; cell migration
Cellular component (GO): cytoplasmic microtubule; catenin complex; beta-catenin destruction complex
Molecular function (GO): microtubule binding; beta-catenin binding; gamma-catenin binding
Source: RefSeq, a predicted model, not a curated record
GAGGAAGGGGGGGAGGCAGGGAUGAUGGAGGGAGAGAAAAUGGCCGACCGGUGAUUGAAGCGGAGGGAGGAAAUAAAAUAAGGGUGGUGAUGAUGAAGAUGAUGAUGAUGAGGAGCAGAGAUUGUUUUCUAUUGUUGUACUUUAAUGUUCCAGCUGAUCCACGAUCAGACUGUGUUUGAUCUUCACACCACAAUGAUAUUAUUGAUUUAUUAUUGAUGAUGGAGAAGCUGUUCAAUGGGAGGAUGUGUGGGAGUUGUAGUUCUCUGUAGGUGAUAUGUAGUUCUCUGUAGAUGACGUGCAGUGUUGUGGUACUACAUUUUUGUAGUAUUGUACAUUAAACUUGUGUGUGUUGUGAUCAGUUGGUGAAUCAUGUGACAGUCAAACAGUGACAUCAGUGUUUGUAACGGAGAGGAAACAUCACAUGAUGCUGAGACACACACAGAUACACACACACAGGCUUCUCUGUAGUAUAAGAAGAAGUAUUUAAUACAUGCAGUGAGAGGGAAUACUCGUAUCAAACAGGAGAAGCUAUGGCUGAGAUGUGGUUCUUUUCUUCGUCUCUAUUGGCCUCUCGAGCCUCCAAUCACGUGUCACCGUAACAACAAGAAUACGUGGACUUGAAUACUCGACGAGCCGAUUGGCUGAUUGUCACAGCGGAUCUCUGUGAUUCGCUGAUUCACUGUGACGCUCGCUGCCACUGUGAGUCAGCUCUGUUUGGAGUUCAGAUGAUCUCUGAAUGUAUUUUUGGGUCAAAGCGACUGAUUGAGAUUGAGAGCCGGUCACUAUUCUCUGCGUUAGUGCUGAGCUAACGUUAUCUAAUGAAUUACACAGCUGUACUACAGGCCCACUGUACUCCAGUAUUACAGUACUACACUGCUGAUGUCCCCGAGUCUCCCAGUCCUACAGUCCCACUGUCUCCCAGUCCUACAGUCCCACUGUCUCCCAGUCCUACAGUCCCACUGUCUCCCAGUCCUACAGUCCCACUGUCUCCCAGUCCUACAGUCCCACUGUCUCCCAGUCCUACAGUCCCACUGUCUCCCAGUACUACAGUCCCACUGUCUCCCAGUACUACAGUCCCACUGUCUCCCAGUACUACAGUCCCACUGUCUCCCAGUACUACAGUCCCACUGUCUCCCAGUACUCUAGUACUCCAGUCCCAGUGUGUGAUGGUUCCUGUGUGUUGUGUACAGGUGUGACGUGGCUCCUCCAACAUGGCGGCAGCGUCCUACGACCAGCUGCUGAGACAGGUGGAGGUGUUAAAGAUGGAGAACUGUAAUUUACGACAGGAGCUGCAGGACAACUCCAACCACCUGACCCAACUGGAGAGUGAGGCCUCCAACAUGAAGGAAGUGCUGAAGCAGCUACAGGGCACCAUAGAAGAAGAUUCCGGAGAGGCGUCUGGCUCUCAGCUGGAGCUCAUCGAAAGACUGAAAGAGAUGAGCCUGGAGUCUGCAGGGUUUAAGGCCCGCUCGAGGCCUCCUCAGCCCCCCUCGUCCUCCCCCAGCUCGGCCUCUUCUGGUUCUGGAGCUGGAGGAGCAGCUGGAGGCUCCGGAGCUCCUGGCCCCUCGACCACCACCGGCUUUCCCAGGAGAGGGGUGCCGACUGCGGGCAGAGACGGCCAUGACCGCUGCCUGGAGGAGCUGGAGAAAGAGAGGUCUCUCCUAUUGGCUGAGCUGGAGAAGGAGGAGAAGGAAAAGGACUGGUACUACGCUCAGCUGCAGAAUCUCACCAAAAGGAUCGACAGCCUGCCGCUCACCGAGAACUUCACUCUGCAGACGGACAUGAGUCGCCGUCAGCUGGAGUUCGAGGCCCGUCAGAUCCGCUCAGCGAUGGAGGAGCAGCUGGGCUCCUGUCAGGAGAUGGAGAGGAGAGCUCAGGACCGCGUGUCUCGUAUUAAGCAGAUCGAUAAGGACAUCCUGCGACUGGGAGCACGACUGCAGGUAAGCUCACCUGUUCUUUGUCGUAAUUUCCAGAAGAUUUUCAAAAUAAAAUAUGAAAAAUGCUUGUUUCCAUCUGCUCCUGUUGAAUAUUAUUAUAAUUUAUAUUCACAUUUUUAUUUGUCUAAAAUAAUGCGCUUUGGCAUUUUAUUUUUUUAUCGUCAAAAAGACGUUUUAUAUUUUUCAGGUGAGAAAGGAACCGUUUAACACUGAUGGUACUACCGAGAGUAGUACUCCUACUACUUUAAAUACUUCUACUACUAAUGGUACUGCUGAGCGUUUUAGUGUAUACUGAUACUGCCACCACCACUGUGCUGUUUCCGCUUGUGGUACUAAUACACAUAAAUACACAAAGAAGCCAGAGAAAGAGAGGUACUAUUGAUUUGGCUAAUAGUGUAAAUACUACUAUACUUGAACACAUUCAUACUAGUACUGCUACUACAAAUACUGGUUGGUUUACUGCUGCCACAAAUAUUUCUUCUACUGUUUAUACAACAAAAAAAAUUACAAGUACAAGAAUUAUAAAUUGGUACUACUACUGCUACUGUUGCCGUACUAUUACAGUACUGGUACUUCUGCACAUUGUACUACUAUCACUGCAGCUGUGAGUAGUACUGCUAACACUACUGUUGUUCGUACUAUUAUACAUAUUUUUAUUUGCCUAAAAUAAUGCGCUUAGGCUUUUUAUUUUUUGUGUAGUCAAAAUAAA